AUGCAACUAAUAGGACAAUUCCAAAAGUCAGUGCGCCUCCACAGCAAACAGGUGGUAGAUAUCCUAGUAGCCAGCCGAGUCCAACACCGCGGUGUCUGGCGUCCCAUCGAAGCCAUUGACCCAAAACUCCUCAGCGCUGCUGUGAAUCAGGUCGAGGAGGUAUUAGUGCAUAAAAGCGUGCUUUCUCCCACAGAAGCUGAACGAGCGCAGAAAGUGUGGAUUACGUCUUUGAUGCAUACGAGUGAUAAGGAUAAGCUCACACAUUGUACUGUGGAAGUUGUAGAUGGGAAAGACGUUGUUUACGCAAAGUUACAUGUCACUGAAGACCCGGGGGAGCAGCAGGUAGCGCGUGGUACUAGACGCUGA
This is a messenger RNA of Plenodomus lingam JN3, 366 nucleotides long. RefSeq lists its product as uncharacterized. The record is from RefSeq and is a predicted model, not a curated record. Lineage: Eukaryota; Fungi; Ascomycota; Dothideomycetes; Pleosporales; Leptosphaeriaceae.